GUUUCUGGCAUGUUUUUUACACAAAACAAUGCCGCCUCGCUGUUUUCGUGUUUGUUUUGCUUCAUUUUCUUGAUCUGUUUAACUAUGAUUUUGGGUAUUGCUUUGCUUUGUGUUCUUAUGAGUAAAUUAUGUUUAGAUUUACGGUAAAUGUUUUCAUUAUCUUUUGCCAGGGUUUUCAUAUGAAUGUAUAAUCAGUCGAAAGUUUCUAUUUUAAAAUAGGUGUUCCAGGAGUGGUUCAAAUGCAGAAAAAUUAAAAGCAAUUUUAAAUGAUGUUAAACUGAGAAUUGAAGAAUCUGGCGAUGCAGCGAGCCCCCGUCACCAGCUUUACUUUCUCAAAAGCAUUCAAGCAAUAUGGAAGCAACACUUAUUGGCGCUGUAAAGGACCACCCAUGCCUUUACGACAGAAGUGUCCACGUGCGUCAGCACAAGGACCGGCGGCAACCGUUGGGGCGGCGUGCCAAACCUCGCCCAGAAAGUGCAAGAAAAGGUGGUCGCAGCUGCGCCACCAAUUCAACAAGGAGGUGGACAGGGUGGACUCGAGGUGGCCGUGGAGGGAGAGUCUGCGGUUUUUGGAGGGGUUAGUGCACCGCAGGCAACGCGCGAGCACACCGGUGGAGGACGGCCAGGAGGAGCUGUCUGCAGCAUUUGCGGGGGUAAGCGUGGUGCCCCCCAGCAGCAGCCCAGAGGAUCCCACGGACGAGAUCCCCUCUGCGUCAUUUUUGGACGCGCAGAAGGCGCUUUUUUCUUCGGCCGGAGAACACAUAAAACACACUUUUGAAAAAUGUUUUGAUAUUUUUGAUGUCAAAUUUGUGAGAUCCUGAACCUUGAAUAUUUAAAGGAUUACUUUAAGAUGAAUGCAACUCAAGAAGAGUAUACCAACUACAUUA
Molecule: messenger RNA, 887 nt
Organism: Drosophila yakuba
Lineage: Eukaryota; Metazoa; Arthropoda; Insecta; Diptera; Drosophilidae
Exons: 4
Coding region: 300-821 (173 amino acids)
Source: RefSeq, a predicted model, not a curated record